GGUCCAAAUAACCAUGAGCCCUAUGUGCUAGUGGGAUACUGCCAGUAUAAAAUUUAAUCGUUCAUUUCAAUAUAUAUCUGCUCUUGACUCAUCGAAUCCUCUCGACGACAGCCUCGCGGCCCUCACCAUCUUCAUCAAUUCUACUCUUGAACAAUGGUUACUGACCAUGUUGUAGAAACUGAAGAUGUUGAUGUGAAUUCUUAUUGUUUGGCAUUUUGUUGUACAGAAACUUACCUCUUUCUGACAACAUUUAUGGCCUACGAUAUGGCAGAGCUGGAUGAACUUUCGGAGCAAUCAGAAGCGCAAUGGGAUGCGCCGUAAAAUGCUCGAGAAACCGUAGAAAGUCAUAACGAAAGCACAGAAAAGAUUGUUUGAGUCACAAUCGCCAGCAGAUUGAAAAAGAAAGCCGAUAGUGGCAUCUUCCGCAAUCUCAAAUUUAUGAUAUCACCAUUUCAUCUUCGGCGACCAUUCAACUCGAGACUUUAUCACUCGUACAACUAUCACAAAAGCGACCAAAAAUGGAGAGCGUCAAACGCACGACGAGAAAGCGACAGCAUAUAGUGGGUGGAGGAACAAGACGACUGUUCAACAAAAAACCAAGAAGAGACGUCAACUAUCCAAAAAAGAGGAACGACUGGGGUCUUCUCGCUCUGCAUCCGAAGAUGGACUUGAUCAUUCCCAAAUCUUCCUUCGCAAGUUUGGCAAGAGAGAUUGUGGAGGAUAUCAAACCUGGAGAAAAUUAUCGGAUUGAUGAUCCUACCUUGCUUUCUUUGCAGGAAUGCGCUGAAGCUCAUAUUGUUCAGGAAUUCGAAAUGGCCACCAUAUUCACCAACCGCGCGAGUAGGGCGACGAUUCAAUUGGAAGAUAUGAAAGAUGCAAAGUUCAUCGGAGAUUUACGAGACGGACUGGCAGUUCAACUGGAGGAUGUUAAAGGCACAGAGAAUAUGAAGAGAAUGGAAGCUAUCAAGGAGUCAAGCUGAUGAGGAAUUCUUGGAGAAUUUUCUGCAGGUUGGUACUUUCUGAUAUAUGACGCAGAAGUAAGGCUUCUAGUGUCAGGGGAAAAAACAGAGAGUUACAUAGUUACAGAUAUUCUGAGUCUACCUGCCUUGAUAGAUGAAGGUGUUCUAUUCACUUUGGACCCUUCAUUCUCAUGCAAAAAGGGCUGGAGUAAUCAUAGCUAUAUUAGGUGUACUUUUGCCUUCAACAAACAUACCAGUAACUGAAAUCAGUAUUUAAACCCACAUAACUUCUGGUGUAAUUGUCA
This is a messenger RNA of Botrytis cinerea B05.10, 1264 nucleotides long. RefSeq lists its product as hypothetical. The coding region runs from base 519 to 980 and encodes 153 amino acids. Gene Ontology annotation, cellular component: nucleosome. The transcript is spliced from 5 exons. Lineage: Eukaryota; Fungi; Ascomycota; Leotiomycetes; Helotiales; Sclerotiniaceae. Gene Ontology annotation, molecular function: DNA binding; structural constituent of chromatin; protein heterodimerization activity. The record is from RefSeq and is a predicted model, not a curated record.